AUGCAGCAGAUGAAGGGCAUCUACCGGGUCCAAGAGGCUCGCUUGCAGAAGUUGCAUGUCCAGGCGCGGGAGCUCACGGCAUGUUUUGCGUGCACAUGGGAACACCACCCUCGCGAGUUCAACCAAGCCACGGAUCAUUUGUCCAAGCUCGCACCCGACGACGGUACCUCGUACGCGCAUCCCGACGACGGAUGGCACGAUGUACUGCCGGCCGAGGAACUCCUGCGCGUUGAAGAGCUUUUGGCCGCCGACGUUCAACACACAACUAGUACGUAA
This is a messenger RNA of Saprolegnia diclina VS20, 276 nucleotides long. RefSeq lists its product as hypothetical. Gene Ontology annotation, molecular function: nucleic acid binding; RNA-DNA hybrid ribonuclease activity. The record is from RefSeq and is a predicted model, not a curated record. The transcript has a single exon. The coding region runs from base 1 to 276 and encodes 91 amino acids. NCBI's taxonomy places the organism in Eukaryota, Oomycota, Saprolegniomycetes, Saprolegniales, Saprolegniaceae.